GUCGAAGUGGUCGGGGCUCCUGUCGAACCGUCGCCCGAAUUCGUCAACUUCGGGUUGGACGACCUUGCCGCAGCCGCCGCCGUCGGAGUUCCAAAAGAACGAGUUCUCGACGUCGCUCCGUCCGAAUCGAGUGACGGGGUCGCAGAGGGUGUACACCGCCACCGACACCGUCGUAGCCGACGACGACGACGAGACGGCCAAUUUUCCUGUAGAGUUUCUCAACACUCUGGAAGCGGACAACUUGCCGCCGUAUAGGUUGACUCUGAAGGUGGGCGCGAUCGUCAUGUUGCUGAAGAACCUGGACACGGCCAGACGACUGUGCAACGGCACCAGACUGGUAAUUACUGAGCUCAGGCAACAUAAUUUUAAAGCUAAACUGUUGACAGAUCUCGACGCCGAGGAGACAGUCGUUCCGAUCGUUCAGACGAGGACGUCCGGGGACGGCGACAUUUCGUGCCGCAUGUGCCGUAACCAGUUUCCCGUGAGGCUCUGCUACGCCAUGACCGUCAACAAGUCGCAGGGGCAGGCGUUCGAUCGUGUCGGCCUGUCGCUGACGGUACAGCCGUUCGCCCACGGACAGCUGUACGUGGCGUUUUCGAGGGUGCGCAACCAGAAUUCCAUCAGGGUGUACACUUUGUCGGUCGUGGACGGACAGUGCGUUGUGAAAAACGUCGUGACCAGGGAAGUAUUAGAAUGAUUUUGAUGUAAAUCAUGUUUAAUGGCGACAUUGAACGCGAUCCCGCGGUACAGCUGGUAAUCGAGUGUUUUGAACGGAUUAAGUGGUGUAAUCCGGGCAAAAUGCUCGAUUUUGACGGGCGUGACUUGAACGUUUAUGCGAAUAUUCUGUCUGUGUCCCCGUGUGUCCCUCGAAACGGCUGUUUUCCCGUGCUGUGUAAUUGCCAUUUGAACCCCAAAUGGCAUCUGUACGGGCGGGGAAAUUUCCGUUUUGUGCGGAGAGAUUGUAUGACAACCUUCACGUGGUUCUCUCUGAAUGCAAAUCCGUUAAAUGUUCGUGGCAUAAAAUAUCACAAUAAUAGUAAUAUAAAUUUUUUAAAUAUUUGCAUUACAAGUCGAUAUGACAGUCACUUUUUGCCGUACGGAUUCGUAACUAAUGUCGUGCGUUAUAAUUAAAAUUUAUUUGCAUAUUAUAGUUUAUUUGUUUGAUUAACAUUCGAUUUCUUUUCCAGAACUUAAACGAAUUACACACAAAUGACUCGGAGGACGUUGGUAACACAACGAACGUUUCGACAAAAUAAUAUCAACUUAUACGGGACCGACAUGAAAUUCCUGGAAAUUAUCAUACACGGCAACUUAUUUUCUACGCUUCAUUAGAAAUUAUUAUCGACCAUUUGUGAUACAUAUUUUUAUAUUGUUUGAUAUACGCAUACAUUAUCUAUUAUAUAUCUUUUUACUUAAAGAGUUCAAAUGUAAUAUAACAUUUUCAUG
This is a messenger RNA of Daktulosphaira vitifoliae (grape phylloxera), 1446 nucleotides long. Its product is annotated as ATP-dependent DNA helicase PIF1-like. The transcript has 3 exons. The annotation marks the transcript as partial. Lineage: Eukaryota; Metazoa; Arthropoda; Insecta; Hemiptera; Phylloxeridae. The record is from RefSeq and is a predicted model, not a curated record.